AUGGUUCAGCUGAUGUCAGCGGCGGCCGCCCUGGCAGCGGUUUACAGCAUAACCUUAUCUCCGGCAACGGUCCUCGUCUCGGCCGAGCCCAUCUCGGCGGCGCAUCAAUACUCACCUGUAUCACCACCGCCAUCUUCGUCGUCUUCCGACUUCGCACCGAGCCCGGAACACGCGCGUGAGAAUGCGGUGCAUAUCUUCAACGCCGUGCACUCGGCCUUGCGCCAGUGGGGGUCCUCGCUGCACCACAACGGGUUGGGGCUGAUCCCCGCCACAGUGCCGCGGGGCACGCUGAUGUACCACGGCACGAGAUCCAACAGCACGCCCGAGGGGUUCGAGUGGCUCGCGUUCGAGAUGGAACACUCGGAGAAUUUUGCGAGGAGCUGGAGGAAGGGACGGGGGACGCCGCCGCCGAAGCCGCCAGGCAAGGGCAAGGGCAAGGGAAAACCACCACCACCUCGGAGACCGCCUGGAGGCGAGCCGAUUAUCCCGAUGAUGGAGGGACAGAAACCGCUCGUCGGAGAGAACGAGAAAGGCGAUGAGAGACCUCCGAGAGGCCCCGGGGGCCCGGAUGAACCUGUUCGCGGGUACUUCCACACGUACCGCGCCAAUCGGGACCUCAAGCUGCUGUACCUCGACGGCAUGGCCGCGGGGAAGACGGGCAUGGGCACGCUCGAUACGCAGGACUUUCUGCUGCGCGACCUCGACGAGGCGCCCGGGUUCGGUGAGUACGACCGCGCCAAGGAGAUCUGCGAGGUCGUCAAGGCGUGGGGCCUCGACGGCGUCAUCCGAAUGGAGAUCGGGUUCGAGGCCAUCUACUGCGACUUCUUUGACGGCCUGGACCUCGUCUCGGUCAUGAGGCGGCCAUGGAGCGACCAGGUCGAGGGUGGCGGCGGGAUGGGCCUUUUUGACUGGGCGAGGGCCGUUGCGCAGCGGUACGACGGCAUCGGCGGCGGCAGGGUGCGGUUGGGGUUGGGGGGCAUGGUCAGCGGGCUCUGGUACCCCCUCAACGUGUCCAACCCGAACGGGCGGAGGGACAUGCCGAGGCUGGGACGCCUCGCGAGGGAGGAGCGGGAGGUGGUGCUCGGCAGGGUCGGGGAGAUCGUCAAGGGCGCUGCGUGGUCGGACGGGAAAGUAGAUUGGCAGGGCGUGGCGGACCUCAUCGUCACGAGGUUCGGGGACCGCAUCGAGGCGAUUGCCGACGAUGAAGCCGUGGCGGAGGACGAGGCGUUCCUGAGACAAGUUCUGGGCGUGACGAACACGUUUGUGGACUACCCGUGGGACGAGUUCGACUCGGAAGCGGCGGUUAAAGGGGGGCAGAAGGAGGAGAAGGAGGAGGGGUAUAUCAGGGAGGCAAGGAGAAGGUGUGCGGCGCAUUACCUGGAGCCGGCGACGGCGUGGAGGGACGAGUGGACGCGGGAGGACGAGAUGAUUUACGUCGCCAUCUCAGCAGUCGCGGAGCGCAUCUGCGGGGACCUGUUUGACGUCCGCGGGCUGGUCCUGGACGCGGCGCCGGAGCUGGCGGGAGCGAUUACGGAGGCGGAUGUCGUGGCGGCGAUGGCGGCGGCAACGAGUCGGCGACGCUCCGAAGACGCAGACGCAGACGGAGACGCGGGAGACGAGCUCGCGGGGGCCGUCAGGCGAGGGCGCGAGACGAUCAGGACGCUCAAGGGGGACCUCGGGUGGAGCCUGUGGAAGAGGUGCAGGCCCGGGUGCGGCGUGGCCGAGAUCUGCUUCGUGGCCAUGUGGCCGUUCGGGCUGAAGGACGACCACUACCGCCCGAGCUGCCAGAACCGGAGCGCGUUGGAGGAGAGGGGGGCGCGGCACGGCGACGAGGAGCGGUACUGGGAGUGGGAGCCCAGGUGA
Colletotrichum higginsianum IMI 349063 is the source of this 1863-nucleotide messenger RNA. RefSeq lists its product as uncharacterized. The transcript has a single exon. Bases 1 to 1863 code for a protein of 620 amino acids. The record is from RefSeq and is a predicted model, not a curated record. Lineage: Eukaryota; Fungi; Ascomycota; Sordariomycetes; Glomerellales; Glomerellaceae.